Molecule: messenger RNA, 477 nt
Organism: Scutellospora calospora
Lineage: Eukaryota; Fungi; Glomeromycota; Glomeromycetes; Diversisporales; Gigasporaceae
Source: the annotation of a GenBank genome assembly
AUGACCGCAGUUCUUAGAUCUCUCAAAUUCUUAGAGUUUAAAGUAUCUACCUCAGAAAAAAUACCUCACUCUUAUUUUAAAGAGGUUUUAGCCCAACAUUGGCAACUAAAACAUUAUCUGAGCUUUCGUUUAAGACUUGACGAAACUAUUUGCCGUGGUCUACAAUAUACGAGUGCCAUUGUUCUCCAAGGCUGUGAGAAGUUUUAUCAACGAAGUAUUGAUCUGCAAAUUGCUGAAAGACGUCGACUCUUGGAAACAACAAUAUUUUCGGAACAAAAGUUUACGGAAUUCUUACAAGCAUCGGGUCAAAAGCGAAUAAUGGAGGAUAUUGAAAAUGCUGCAUCGUCCAAUGAAAAGCGUGGAAGAACAAGUAAAAGACCAACAACUACAGCAAGAUCAACACCCGUGGCAAGACUAACACUUUUAGAAAGGCUUACAACCACAGCAAGACUAAUACGAAGGAUCACACUACCAUAA